CUUUGCCAAUCUCACUUCCCAUACAGUCCCGAUACCUCUCGCCACUGAACUCCUCCCUCCCUCCGUCCCUCUUUGAUCUAACACUUUAAAGAGUCGAUCACAACCAAUCCACAAACCCUCUCUAUACAUUCCAUUUGCUUUAACACAGUCACCAAAUUUGAAAUUUGUGGAGACAUGAUCUUUCAGGGGGAAGCAACUGAAGCAAUACCAGACAGACGGCAAGGUGACCAAAUGAUCAGCAGCGACAAUAACAACGAGGGUACUGAAUAUGAUAAUCCAGGCGAGUGGCUGAACCUGAGCCUAGGCAGGAAUUUGCUCUCAACACCUGGAGACUCUGAUCCACAACAAAGGCCUGCUUCUACCAAGGUUUUCUCGUGCAACUUCUGCAUGAGGAAGUUUUUUAGUUCACAAGCAUUAGGAGGCCAUCAGAAUGCCCACAAGAGGGAAAGAGGUGCAGCCAAAAGAUACCAGUCUCAUAGGAUGAUGGCAAUGAUGGGAUUACCCAUUAACACUUUCAUGGCUCGAUCACUUGGCGUCCGGCCCCAUUCACUUGUGCACCAGCCAAGUAGGGAGUUGUCAGCAAUUGUUGCAAGAUUUACGGAUGCCAAAACAGGGUUUGGAAUGGCAAGGAUGCCCUUCACGAUGGAAGAUCCAACAGAUUUGAUGUGGCCAGGCAGCUUUCGCAUGAAUCCAAAACCAUCAGAGUCACCGUCAGAACCACACAAGCUAGACUUAAAUCUGCGGCUCUGACCCAUGCAUCCUUCAGCCUCAGUUCAGAAUUAGUUUUCCACUCUUUCUAUUGGAACAGCCUUUGAUUUCUCCAUCCAUCAAGUAUAGCAACUAACCAAGGUAGGAUCUGGAGUUUUAAUAUUUGAAAUGCUGGAUGGUGUUUCUGCUAAUGAAACUAGACGAAAUACAAAAUAUUUCCUUUGUAUUUCCACCAGUUAUGCGCGUUGGAGUAAAAGCAAAGCUGAGACCCAACCCUGCUUUUCAGUUAUCCUGAUUUUGAUGCUUGAAAUAAAUCCCGGUGCAUUACACACGUCACUGAGCUGUUACAGGGCCUUUCUUAUCCUAAUUAUAAAUUUCUACUUA
Messenger RNA from Juglans microcarpa x Juglans regia, 1092 nucleotides. Its product is annotated as zinc finger protein 4-like. Bases 175 to 750 code for a protein of 191 amino acids. The record is from RefSeq and is a predicted model, not a curated record. The transcript has a single exon. Lineage: Eukaryota; Viridiplantae; Streptophyta; Magnoliopsida; Fagales; Juglandaceae.